CCCUCACUAGUCCCCGGCCUGCAGCCCUGCUCCGAUCCGAUCCACCGUCACUCUCCUCCUUCCUCUCUGCAGCGCUAGCUAUGGCGCCGGACGCGAAGAAGCCUGCCGAGUUUACAAGGAAGAAGCGGGCUAGGCACGCGGCGCCGCCGGAUCUCGCCUCGUCGUCUGCGAGGGUGACGACGCGCGGCAUGGCCGGGACCGGGAGGAUGGCCGCCGCGAAGCUUCGUCAGCACGCCGACGGGGAGGAGGUUGUUGUCGACGAUGUCGACGGUAGUUCCGCCUCCGUCGACGGGCCACCACCGGAGCUCCACCGGCGGGCUGACGUCGUCGCGAAGGUGAUGCUCGUCGCCGGCGCAUCAGAGGGGAACGCCGCCGCCGCGUCGUCGCCGGAGUCGGUGACAGACAAAGUGGCUAAUGAGAGCAAGAACGAGAGCUACUACUUGCUUCAUUACCUGCUGCCGUGCCUAGCGGAGCUCAACAAAGAGCAGCAAGCCGAGAAGGAGGUAGAGGCCAACAUAAAAGGGGUUUCAUUGUCCAAGCUGAGCGUACCGCCGGCAGCCUAUAACAAAAAGGAGAGGGUGACCUGCGACAACUGCGACACGUCGAUCUACGACCUCCACAGGGCCUGCCCACGCUGCGACUACGAGCUCUGCAUCACCUGCUGCAGGGAGCUCCGUGAAGGAAACCUACGAGGUUCCUGCUUGAAAACCAAGGACAACGAGUAUCCCAACCUCGGCGCAGACUACCUGCACGGCGGCGACGCUGCGGCUGCAGCACUGCCAGAUCCAAGCCCGUCGUCAGGCGACCCAUCAGACGACGAGGUGAUCACAUCUAUGAUCGGAGCUUGGGUGGCCGAUACCCACGAGCUCGCCGACGGCCGCAUCCGGUGUCCUCCGGAAGAGCUUGGCGGCUGUGGCGGCCGCCGCACGCUCAGGCUCAAGAGGAUGUUUCCGGAGAACUGGCUCGCCGACCUUGAAGCCGAUGCCUCUGCUGCAUUGCCGACCAAGUUUAAGAUUGCUGAUGAGAGUGUGUGCUCAUGCUAUUACUCUGGUGAUCCAGCAACCCAGAGCACAACAAAGGUAGCAUCAGCUAGGGAAAACUCGCAGGAUAAUCGCUUGUACUACCUGGUGUCGGACGGCAGCGAGGAGGAUGAUGUGAAGCAUUUCCAGAAGCACUGGGUGAGAGGAGAAGCCGUGGUGGCUCGGGGUGUGCUCCGGAAAAUGUCAGGCUUGAGCUGGGAGCCACCAGAGUUGUGGUCUGCAUUAAAGUUAAACGGCGAUCACAGGCGGCGUUCAGAGUUCAGGAAUAUUAAGGCCAUAGAUUGCCUUGCUCUCUGUGAGGUUAAACUACACAAAAAUGAUUUCUUCAGAGGGUAUUACAAAGGCAUGAGGCUUCCCAAUCAGUGGCCACAAAUGCUAAAGCUAAAUGAUUGGCCUCCUUCAGCAGAUUUUGAAGAUCUUUUACCUGUGCAUGGAGACAAGUAUAUAAACGCAUUGCCUUUUCAGCCUUACACAAAUGCAAAAUCUGGCUUCUUCAAUAUCUCUACUUUGCUUCCUGAUGGGGUCAUAAAGGUUGAUCUUGGACCCAAAUCAUAUAUAGCUUAUGGCUUCCCACAAGAGCUUGGCAGAGGGGAUUCCGUCACAAAGCUUCACUGCGACUUAACUGAUGCUGUCAAUGUUCUUGUGCACACCACAAAGGUCCCCCCUUCUAAUAAGGAACAAGAGAAUGCAGUUGCGGAGCUCAAAAGAAAACAUAGGGCACAAAGUCGGAAGGAAUUGGCAAAUGGCGAUGGUAGUGACGGUGACGCACAAGAUAAUAAGCAAUCACCUAACUAUAUGGAGGAUGAGGAAGGUGCUCUUUGGGACAUAUUUAGAAGAGAAGAUGUCCCAAAAUUAAAAGAAUAUCUCAUUAAGCACUCCAAGGAGUUCCGCCAUACACAUUGCUCCCAAGUAAAAAGGGUGUAUAAUCCGAUGCAUGAUGGAACAUUUUAUUUGACAAGAGAGCACAUAAAGAAGCUCAAAGAGGAAUUCGGAGUAGAGCCGUGGACCCUACUACAAAAGCUUGGGGAAGCUGUUUUCAUACCUGCUGGUUGCCCUCAUCAAGUCCGCAAUCUUCAGUCCUGCAUGAAGAUUGCUCUAGACUUUGUUUCACCAGAGAAUGUUAGAGAAUGUCUGCGCUUGACUGAAGACUUCCGCAUGCUACCUAAAGGACAUAGGGCAAAGAAAGAUAUAUUAGAGGUGACUUUCGUCACAACAACGGUUAAGGUGACAAAAGGAGGCAAAAUGAAGAAGGCUGGUUGGUGACCAAAGGCACCGACUAUGGGCGAACAAAAGAUGUAUCAAUCUAGGUAGUCCUCCUCCCCCUUGCAUGAGGACCGACCAGGUGUUGACUAUGGGCAGUGACAACCUAGAGAGACAGGUACCACCAGACCAGGCUACCCCAAGUUUGUUAAGAAGAUGCUCUAAAUCUGAAGUAGGUGUAGGGGCAUUUUGGUCCUGUGUAAAGCCUACAUGCAUGUAUAAAUACGACCCUUAGAGGUUAAUGCAAAGAGGACAAUGAAUGAUGAAACCAGUUGUCCAUUGACUGAAUUCGCCAUUCUCCCUUUGUUGUUCUCUCGCUAUGUUCCUUUAGCGGGCUCUAGUUUGCUCUGCAACCACCUAGUGUUCGAAGGCCUAGGCCGAGAACAUCAAAAAAUUAUGUCCACAAGGCAUUGAAUCCAAUUGUUAGUGUAGGUGCACAAAUAUAUCCAUGUCGCACCAUGCACAUUUCAUUUGAACUCAAGAGACGAACAAUGCCCGAAGAGUCAUCAUCCAGUGUGCCAAUGAUAUUAAGAAUCUUCCUUCACUAUGACAAACUAAGAAACAAGUUAGUUAUGGUUUAUAAACUAUUUUUGGUUUCAUAUAUGUUGGUUGUAAAUUUGGAUUUAUGUGUUGCAAUUGGCCUC
This is a messenger RNA of Sorghum bicolor (sorghum), 2944 nucleotides long. RefSeq names its product lysine-specific demethylase JMJ25. Gene Ontology annotation, cellular component: histone deacetylase complex; chromatin. Gene Ontology annotation, molecular function: transcription coregulator activity; histone H3K9 demethylase activity; chromatin DNA binding. The record is from RefSeq and is a predicted model, not a curated record. Bases 81 to 2303 code for a protein of 740 amino acids. Lineage: Eukaryota; Viridiplantae; Streptophyta; Magnoliopsida; Poales; Poaceae. Gene Ontology annotation, biological process: regulation of transcription by RNA polymerase II. The transcript is spliced from 10 exons.